Molecule: messenger RNA, 1813 nt
Organism: Porites lobata
Lineage: Eukaryota; Metazoa; Cnidaria; Anthozoa; Scleractinia; Poritidae
Source: the annotation of a GenBank genome assembly
AUGAAGGUUGCUCUAGGUGUUAAACAGGACAAAAGCUUUUUCUGCCAUUAAUAAAAUCGAUGAUAAAUUAUUUCUUGGAUCAAAGAUUAAUAAGCCAGAACACCGGACAAAAGGCUAAGAUUAUUCAAGUUCCCUGCAAUCCGAGAUUUCAGCUGCCUAAGAAACGCUCUCUAAAAAACCCGCUUGUUUAACUCCAGAGUCUAUUUUCUGUGGUAAAAGGGAGGGACACAGUACCACAGUUAGUUUGAUCAAAUAAUAAGUUACAUAAGAUACAAAAUUUCGGUUAAAAUCUGACGAAAUCUCAGCGGUAAAGGCCAGUCUUAACUAAAAGGAUUACAGAAAAAGAGAUCUGAGUCUUCAAGUUUCCUCAACCCCUAGAAUAGUUUUUUUUAAUUGUUUUUCAGGGUCAAAAAGGAGACCGUGGUUCACCAGGAAACAACGCAGGAGGUGUAAUUAAGUUUAGCGAUACCGCUGAGAAAUGUACCUCAAGCAUCGCCGGCACUGUUAGCUACAGUACUUCCCAGAAAUCGUUGCAACUCUGUGAUGGAAGCCAUUGGCUGCCAGUGUUGGCUGUUAGAAAAGGUUACAUAGCGGAUAGACCAGGCCGCCACUGUUUGGAUGUCUUAAAUUCUGGUACACUUAAACUUUGAAAAAAAAUUAAGGCGUAAGGCAUUUAAAAGUGACCAAUUAACACUGAUCAGCAUCAGUCGUACUAAAAGCAUUAAAGACAAUAGAACCAAACUCGUUCCCAGUUCCUAUGCAUUGGUAUUUAAGCAACAAAGGACUGUGGACAGAGAUGGUUGUUGUAGAGAAUGCUGGGAGGUACACAGUAAGUAGCAGCAGGGACUGGGAGACUGGGAAGAAAACUGUCAUUUAUAGACGCACUUUAAAAUGAACCUAUUAAAGUUUAUCAUCUUUAAACAAUAAUUCGAAGUAAUCUUAUAAUUACAUAUUAUUUAUAAUCAGGGCAAAGUCAUGGCAGUGGGCUUUACUGGAUUGAUCCAAACGGUGGCUCGACAAAAGACUCGUUCCAAGCCUAUUGCGACAUGGAAACUGAGCGUGGAGGUUGGACCCUAGUUGCCACAAAGGUCUCCCCAGGUUUCCUCUUCAUCAAAACUGUUUUCUCGGCAGUGGCCGCUGCAACUAAGAACAGAGAUACCGCGAGUCACAUACAUCCAAGCAUGGGGAACUGGAAAGAGGUUAUGUUCCGCUUUGCUGACGUUGAUACCAUCCGAGUCAUUUACAACAGAAAGGCGGGCGCACCAAACAAAGACAAGGAGGAAUUCGACAAGUUCUUGAUGGGGAAGUCCAUGCAGUUGACAAAGAACGUGAAUGGAUUUUAUAAGUACAGUCCAGCAGAUAAGAAAAGAAAUCCCAGCGUGGGUUUUGCCACCAUAUCCUCUUUCCACUUCUGGUCAAACGCUGGGAUCUCAGAAUAUCACGGUGGCACGGAUAAGUGGCUUGACAUGUGGAGUAGUGCUGACGCCCGCUACGGGAACAACUACAUCUACAGCGAUAACAGCAGGGCGCGGGGCACCAAAUGUAUCGCGGACUACUGUUAUCUGAACAAGCCAAUCUGGGUGAUGGUGCGCUAGUAAAACCAACCAAGCCAGUACACGAGCAGCUAAUUACACGAGAAAGAACUAGAUACUUAGGUGUUAACAGGCGAUAAUAAAGUAGGUUUUAAAACAGACUGCUGGCGAUAUCAAAGUUCUAACAAUAGUGUCAACAUUAAAACGACCUGAUAUUAAUCCAGUUAAAAAGAAUUCUCGCAUCUUGUACUGACUGCUCAUAAAAUAAAACUAAAAAGCAU